CUAUUUGAAGGCAACAACAGUUUGCGAAUCACACGGCUGUCAUUGAAGUCUGAGAACAUCAAGCAGUUACUUGCUGAGCUCUUCAAGGCAUUCAAAUACGAACUGACAAAUUUACACAGCAGAUAAAUCGUUCUGUGUACACAACAUUAACAAUUUCCAAGAAUUUUAUGGUCAUUUAAUUCACAAACUAAUACGGGUUAGCAGGCGGUAGUGCACGGAAUCAACCCACUGGUUUGCAGAAGAAGGGAGAAGAUUCACUUCGACUGACUUUCGUAAGCACUCAGGAACAUAUCAUGGAGUUGAAUGACUCUCCUGUUCAGAAAUCCGCUGUAGAAAUCGUUAUUCAGAAGGAAAAGAAGUCAUUACGACCAGUCGGACCACAGGUCAUAAUUGUGUGUGCGUAUCUUCUGGUCGGAAUGUCAGUUGGAAUGUCCUUAGGUCACACUUCAGGAUUGCUACCACAACUCAACUCUGUCAACAGCAGUGUCUACGUUGACGAAGACACCGGUUCAUGGAUAGCAAGUUUAAACGUCGCAGCGGGCCCAUUUGGCAGUAUUCUGGCAGGGAUAACCAUGGACCAGUGGGGUCGAAGGAAGAUUACUAUAGUUGCAAAUUCGAUGUUGUUCGUUGGAUGGCUACUGGUCUCUGUUGCUUAUAACGUACCGGCACUGAUGGUUGCGAAAACCAUCGAAGGAUUUGCAAGAAGCAUGGCUGCCACCACUUUGACGAUUCUCAUAGAUGAAUUGGCUGACCCGAACUUCCGUGGUUUUAUACUGUGUUUCAUCAUGACGUGUGUGUCUGGUGGGGUUGUGGUGAUCAGCACCUUGACAGCUUUUUUGGACUGGCGUACUGUUUCUGGGGUCGCCACUGCUGUCUCUCUUUUGUCUCUCUUCCCGUUCUUUGUCAUCCCAGAGAGUCCGUCGUGGCUGGUGAGGAACGGCAGAAUGGAUGAAGCGACUCAGGGUUUGAUCUGGCUGUGGGGUCCACGAAGAGAAACCGAGGUACAAGAAGAUUUAGAAUUCCUGAAAACUCGCCACAGUUCCAAAGUGCAAGGGUGCCGAACCGUUCAGGACUUUCAGAAGACCUGCAGGGCAUUCUUUACUCCUCGCAUAUUAAAACCUUUCUUCAUUCUUCACGUUUUCGGUACAAUUCAAGUCUUCUGUGGUUCUAGCAUAUUAUUAUAUUACACAGUAGACAUUUUAUCAAAGAUCAAGGAAGCCGGGGGCGGUCAAAUUAUUGACGAAAAUCGAAGUGCCGUGGUAGUGUUUUUUGUACGAAUUGUGGGUAAUAUCGUAACCACCUUAUUAAUAAUUCGGAUUGGUCGGAGACCUAUAGCACUGACAUCAGGAAUUGGUUCGUCUGUAUCUGCUCUAGCCCUCGGUGUGUUGCUGAUUACGUUGUCCACAAAAGGUACUUCGCCUGGGUCAGGAGAAAUUGAAUCGUGGCUGGUAUUCGUGCUGACCAUGCUAUUUGUACUAUCAAUCUCGACUGGUUACCUCAUGUUACCGGUACUGAUGUUAGGAGAGACCCAGGCAGCGCAUGUAAGAGGUUUCGUGUGUGGUUACAUUUACACGGUAAACGAUCUCAUUUUAGGGGGUACAUUAAAAUUUUAUCAUUCGUUAUUAAGUAUUUUACAAAUCCAUGGUUUGUUCUUAUUAUUUGGAAUCUCGUGUUUACUUUGUACUCUAUUUGUGUACGCGUUCCUUCCUGAGACACAGGGGAAAACCCUGGAACAGAUUGAAGACUACUUCCGACAGCCAAAUGUAAUGUGGAUUACAAGAAAGAAGACGUCUCGGUGUGAAACCCGGACGGUGAACGGAAGCCAAAAGUUGGAAACAAAUGUCCUGGGUCCAUGAAGCAUUGAAUUGAAACACAUCAGAGAAAAAAAUCUACAUAUCGGAAAAUGCCCUCAGAUGUCUGAUAGAAUUGUAUAGACGUUUCAAAAGUACUUGCACCCUCGUGAUGAUAAGAGGUAGCGAGCGCGUAUGAAACGUCCGUAAACUUCUACCAGACUACACGGCGAAACAUUCCAUAAGUCGUGUUAUCUUCAUAUCUCCCGCCCUGAGAACCUCAUAUUUCACCUUUUAUGUACUGAAACUUAUAUAUUUAUAUAUGGAGGAAUGAUCUAUGAUGAGAAGAUAUGGAGUGGAUUGAAGUGGCUCAGGACUAUUAGCUUCUGAAGCUACACAACACAUGGGACAGACAAGAAACCAUAAAAAUACAAACGAAAUAUGUGAAGGAAAGAGCCCACUUGCCAGACCUACACAUAGAUGGGGAGGAAAUAUUAAAAUGGGAUUUAUGUGCAUUAUCUCGUGAAAAUGGUAAUGAACCUUCGGUUCCAUAGAAGGUAGAAAUCUCUUGAGGAUGGUUGUCUUCUGGGUUGUAGCGCCGUGUUGCCUAUUGAAACGGAGAAGACUGCCAUCUUUAUAAUCGCCGACUUGAAAAUUUCACAUCUUACAUAGGACAUUCUUGACUAGCCAGUCAACGUGAGCUUCUCAUAUACUUAAAUAUAUUACUAUCUGUAUUAAUAUAUUUAAGUAUAUGAGAAGACGAUGGAAAUGGCUGUUAUGUUUAUAAAUCGCAUGGUAUGUUCAAAUAAACGAAGCUUUUACUUAGCUGUCCCUUGGAUGGUUAACCAUAAAAAUUAUAAUAAGAUAUUAGAAAACGUCAAUUCAUUCCGUAGGAUAAAAUAAAUAUUUGUAUUAUACUCUAAUAAACUCCAUUACAGUUAUUACGAUUAAA
Zootermopsis nevadensis is the source of this 2742-nucleotide messenger RNA. NCBI's taxonomy places the organism in Eukaryota, Metazoa, Arthropoda, Insecta, Blattodea, Termopsidae. The record is from RefSeq and is a predicted model, not a curated record.